Sclerotinia sclerotiorum 1980 UF-70 is the source of this 2673-nucleotide messenger RNA. RefSeq lists its product as hypothetical. NCBI's taxonomy places the organism in Eukaryota, Fungi, Ascomycota, Leotiomycetes, Helotiales, Sclerotiniaceae. The transcript is spliced from 4 exons. Gene Ontology annotation, biological process: autophagy of mitochondrion; protein localization to phagophore assembly site. Gene Ontology annotation, cellular component: phagophore assembly site; autophagosome. The coding region runs from base 1 to 2673 and encodes 890 amino acids. The record is from RefSeq and is a predicted model, not a curated record.
AUGGCUUCCAAUCUUAUCUCACGGCUUCUACCAUCAAAUACACAAGGACGAUCGAUAUAUGAUUCAUUACGUGCUCACGACGAGGCAUCCGGAUCGGAUAUGGACGUAGAGGAACGAGCGGCAAUGGCAAUCGAUGAAGAGAAUCUAAGAUUUAAGGAUGAUGAGUUAGGAAAUCCAGCAGAUGUAAUCAGCGGCGAGUCUGUCACAGAAAGUACGGCAUUUCUGUCUGAUCAACAACAGACACCUCAGAAACAGGGUUAUAAUCGUAAGGGGAAAGGCAAAGGUCGCUCACAUAAUUUGGCAGAAUCGCCAAGGUUACUUGAAGAAGAUUCAGAUGAUGAUGUGCCUGCCUCAUUGUUGAUCGAGGGAAAUAAUCGACAUGCUGAUCCGGAGACUCCAAACCACAUCCGAGCAAGGCAGACGGCGCUGCCAAAGAGAGCACCUGCAGUACCGGGACCAUCCGCACAACAGAUAAAAGAAGAAAGAGAUAGAGCUCAUUGGGAGAUGACGCAGGAACAACAGAAAUUACAUGAAGACGGCGGAAAUAGGGCGACUGGUGUGCCGCACACACCACAGUCUAUCCCUCAAAACACCGGAUUUUACUUGACAGGCAGUCCGAAAGAUAAAGCUAUGUAUCGAUGGGUCAACGUAACAAAUCUAGAUAAUUUCAUCGGAGAUCUAUACGCUUAUUUUGAGGGGGCGGGAAUUUGGUGUAUAGUUCUCGCCAAAGUCAUUGACAUCCUCACACUUGUUUUUGUAGCAGUAUUUACGACUUUCCUUACACAAUGUGUAGACUAUAAAAAGAUCUACCGCGGCGAUGCUCGCAGCUUGGAGUACGCCAAUAUGCAGACUGUAUCCUUUCAAGAUGUUAUUGCUAGGUUAAUGGCUCUGCGAGACGCAAAUCCCAUGACAGUGGAGAGGAUUUCGCCGGAUAAUCGGAAAUUUGUCUUGGGGACUCAAUCAAAACAACGACUUGAUGCCCACGAUAUAGCCAAUCGUUUGAUGAGGAAAGAAAACUACCUUAUUGCCCUGUUUAACAAGGAAAUUCUGGACCUUACUCUACCCCUACCAUUUCUGCAAGGCCGACAGCUAUUUUCAAAAACCUUACAGUGGAACUUAGAGUGGUGCAUAUUAGACUUUGUCUUCAAUGACUAUGGUCAGGUCAGACAAUUGGUUCUGAAAGAUUCUCAUCGGCGAGAGUUGAGCGAUGGGUUGCGGAAUAGAUUCCUUUUCGCUGGUUUAAUGAACGUUAUCUGUGCUCCGGUCAUUGUCAUCUAUGUGGUGAUUGUGUAUUUCUUCAAAUACUUCAAUCAAUAUCAUAAAAAUCCCGCUGCUCUCGGCUCACGGGGAUAUACGCCUCUUGCGGAGUGGAAAUUUAGGGAGUUCAAUGAGCUUCACCAUUUAUUUAACAAGCGGUUAAACAUGUCUUACCCUUUUGCAUCACGGUAUCUCAAUCAAUUUCCAAACGUGAAAACGGCCCAUAUGGCUAAAUUUAUAACAUUCAUGGCCGGAGCCGUUGUUUCCGUUUUGGUAGUUGCCACGGUCUGGGAUUCUGAAGUUUUGGCCGGAUUUGACAUCACCUCGGAGAGGCCGGUAUUAUUCUACAUAGGAGUCUUUGGAUCGCUCUGGGCUAUCACAAAUGGUAUGAUACCAGAAGAAAAUGAGGUUUUUGACCCCGAGUAUGCACUCCGGCAAGUGAUAGAAUAUACUCAUUACAUGCCCAACCACUGGCAAGAUCGACUCCACAGCGACGAAGUUAAACGCGAGUUUUCCACGCUCUACCAACUUAAACUUAUGAUUUUCAUCGAAGAAGUAUUUAGCAUCAUAAUUACUCCAUUUCUGUUAUGGUUCAGCUUGCCAAAGUGCGCCGAUCAGAUCAUUGACUUCUUCAGAGAAUUCACAGUUCAUGUUGAUGGUGUGGGAUAUGUUUGCUCAUUCGCCGUCUUCGAUUUCAAGAAGGGAGAUGGUAGAGCUCCGACACAAGGUAAAGCCAAGAGCGACAUGCGAGAGGAUUAUUAUUCCACCAAGCAUGGAAAGAUGGCCGCCUCAUACUAUAACUUCCUGGACAACUAUUUGCUCAAUCCAAAAACAGGUGUACCAGGACAUAACCCACCAGGAUUGCGACAACAAUUCUAUCCUCCUCCAGCCUUUCCAGGUUUGAUUUCGUCUCCCACAUCGGGUGCGGAUUUGCAGAGCUCAAGGAUGGGACGAAGUGAUGUAAGGCCCAUGAAUAGAGCACCUUAUGUUCCACAGCAAGCAGUUCGGACACCUCGAUUCCCAUCUAAUACUACUGCUACUGGAUCUCCUAUGGCCUCCAUUCUUUUGGAUCCACGUCACCAACCGCCAUCAUCUGAAUUGGGAGCUCGUAGUGUUAGACGAAGUUCUCGAUCACGAUAUCAAGCUCGUAGAGGAAACAAUAUUAUUGAAGAUCCGAUGGAGGACGAGAAUGGACCAGGCCGACCCGUCGCUCAACCUGGAAGAUCUUAUGCAGUCGAUGACACAGUUGCAAACCUGGGUGAAUCCACUUGGGAAGUGUCUCCAGCAAAGGCAGACGCUGACGGUCAAGAUGAGGAGGAAGAUGGUGAUGGUACUGGAGGAGCUGGAGUCUUAGGACUUGUGUAUCAAUUUCAAAAGGCGCAAACAAAUGGUAGACCCGGAGUUAGCAUUUGGUAG